This is a messenger RNA of Anas platyrhynchos (mallard), 2140 nucleotides long. The record is from RefSeq and is a predicted model, not a curated record. Lineage: Eukaryota; Metazoa; Chordata; Aves; Anseriformes; Anatidae.
AACGUCAAUGAUAAGUGGGACAUCAAAAGCUCUGAUAAUCUAAUUUAUCAGCUGAGGUCAAUCUAUCAGCAAGGCUGAUGCUGCUUUCUGUGCAUUUUCCAGUCCUUUACCCAAUUUACCUCAAUCUCUCAGUGACCUUCUGUUGCUGCUGCAACAAUUUAUGGUUUUGUUAAAUCCUGAAAGCAGAAACCUGCCUCCUCACCUGAAACUCAUUUCUUUUACCUAACAGCUGCAGUGCAAUAUAGAGCUCCUUGCUGAGGGUUGGGCUCUAACACUUCUCCUCCAAAAAAGCAGAUGUGGGUCAUUUUCUGUCACCGUUUGCACUUGCCUUGCCCCAAAGCUUCAGCUCUCCAGGCAGGAUAGAGGCAGUGGUGUUUUGAAGGCCUCAUUACACCUGAAUUUUAUGCACAGGACAGUAAUGGGGACGGGUUUGGUGUUUGUGGGAGUAAACCUGGGGAACAAACAGGGCUUUAAAUAAAACAAAUCUCAAGAACCAAGCAGCGCCCAUCCUUGAGAAGCACGGUUGCCACGGUGCUGGGCGGGGGCCACCCUCAGAAGCCCCUCAGGGGUCUUGGGGUCCCUCCAUGGCACCCGGGGAGGCAGCAGCAGGGAGCGGGGCUGCCCCCAGCCCCUCGUUCCCCCUCAGCGACCAGCAGCGGCUGCAGCUGCGGGAGGCCUUCGACUUGUUUGAUGCGGACGGCUCGGGGCAGAUGGACGUCGGGGACCUGAAGGCAAGGGGCUGGGGGAGACAGGGUGUGGGCAGGGCUGGCUGGCGGCUCCUCGCCACGCUGCCACUGCCCUGAGCCUUAUAACCAGUAUCACAAAGGGAAAAUAAUGAUUGCUGUGGUCAUACUGUGCCUGCAGCGGGAGUUCAUAGCAGGCUGCAGAGCCCGUCAGCUGCUGACUGAACUCAGACCAAAGCACUGAGGGUUUGUGUGUGCCUGACCUUGUCUUUUCUUCCCCACCAAAUCAGGGAGGAACAUCAAUUUGCCAUGGGACACACAAGUAAAGCUCUCUUGACAGCCCAACACCCCCUGCCCUCUAACAAGGGACACCAAACGUCUUGUGUAGCUGAAGGGCGUUGGGUCUGCUGCUCUCAGGGAUGUGUUUGCAGCCUGAGCAACCCUGAUCCGCAGCUCGGGUCCCCUCUGGCCGGGAGGAAUGACACGCUCGCUUUGUGACUGAGCUUGCACUUGGAACCUGAAUUACAGUAGUCAAAUAGAAAUGACAGGCGGUAAACAGGAAUGUUGCAAACAGGGCUAAUCAUUUACAAGCUCCACCUGUUGUGGAGCUGUUACAGAGCAAUUAGUGUUUGCCACCUAUUGCUUUUGGACCGCUUACUGUGCUCUCAGACCUCGCUGCUGGAGCUCGGGCUUGUCACGCAGCCAGCAGUGAAGUAAGCGUUGUGCCAACCUUUUAGCCAGUUGUCAGAGCAAACUGUGGAAGCAGAGAGGGAAUCACAUGGGAAAAGUGUUCCAGGUUAAAAUAACCAUAAUACAGAAAAAAAUAUAUAUAUUCAUAUGUAAAUAACCAUGAGGGCCCUGGGCUGCGAACUGAGGAAGGAGGAGAUGAGGAAAAUUAUCUCUCAAGUUGAUGAGGAAGGGUCAGGGAAGAUAAACUUUGAGUCAUUCCUGCAGGUGAUGGCUCAGAAAAUGGUGUGUGAGCCCAGCUGGUCGCAAAGACUGAAAUUCCUCUUGCCUAACUUUACAAUGCAGGCAGAGCCAUAUUCAAAAAAGGAGAUCCUGAAAGGUUUCAAGCUGUUUGACUGUGAUGGCACUGGCAAGAUCUCCUUUGAGAAACUCAAGCUGGUGGCUACUGAGGUUGGAGAAGACAUCACAGAUGAAGAGCUGCAGGUGAUGAUCGAUGAAGCAGAUGUGGAUGGAGAUGGAGAAGUGGAUCAACAGGAGUUCCUGCGGAUUCUGACGCUGAAUGAUCUGUAGCUGUGAUUUUUUUUUUCUCCCAUUCAGCUGUAAGCGACUGGUUGCAAUGUGACUCUUCUCCAACUUCAUUAUUUUUAGUUUGUCGCUUUUUUUGGGUGUGAAAACCUACCAAGAUAUUGUUAAUGUUUCAUCUUUGGUGUUGAUUCUGCUCCAUUACUGCAAGCAGUUUUCCACAUGCCAGUAAACAGUGUUGCUACUAA